Lecanosticta acicola is the source of this 1278-nucleotide messenger RNA. Lineage: Eukaryota; Fungi; Ascomycota; Dothideomycetes; Mycosphaerellales; Mycosphaerellaceae. The record is from the annotation of a GenBank genome assembly.
AUGUCUACCGGACAAAAUCAGUACGGAUUCGAGUCGCUCGCCGACGGUGUCGUUCGCGUCUGCGGCUUCUGUCAACUCGAGCACCCUAACGAGUUCGACUGUCUUGCUGCCAUGCUUGACGAAAGUAUCCCUGAAGCUGACUUCGAGCCUGCCGAGCCGGACAUUGACGACCUCACUAAUGACGAAUUGGCGCACGUAAUGUCUACAAUGGGGCAAGAGGUUUCUGCAUGGAGAGCGCAACAAAACUUCGCCUUCGAAGAAGCUCGCGGCGGUGUGGAGGCCCACGGGGAGAACAAUAUGCUGAGCACUGGUGGUAUCGCAAUUGAGAACGUCCCAGACGGCAAUGAACUCUACUUGGAAGCUUCUAUGCCUCAAGGUGCCCCGUACAAUCCAGGUCGCUAUGGAACGCCUCCCUACUACAGCACUGCCGGCGACUCGAACCUUGGGGGAGAUUUUGAGCCUUAUUAUGAUCUUCCACUCGAGUCAAAUGUAAGCUACGCCGCGCCUGUUACGCCUAAGGUGGCUUUGAUGCCUGGAAAAGCCGCCGCUGAGCAUACUGCGAGCGGCAUCGGAGCUAUGCCUCCCGACAAUGGGUCCACACCGCCACGCAUCAAUCAUCGAAUGAAUGACGUGGAGCGCGAGACCAUGUCCAAGCUAUCUCAUCAAGAUCUCUCGCGAUCCGUCGAUCCUCCAACCAAGGAGCCAUUCGUGUCGUCCAACAAUCCAGAGGGUUCUGUGAAGAGAAAGCUCGAGCAGGACUCUCGUGCUGUAUUCCAGACCUUCGAUGAAGAUGGAACGGUUGCUACUACAGCUAUGGCGCCCGGCGAGUUCAACAUGCCGCGCGACUCUCUAGCUGCAGGCGAGCCCACAACGGUGAAGCCGACAGUCUCUGAAAUUGUCCAGUCAACAAAGAGCCUCAAUCGGCCUAACAAAGAGAGAAAGCGCAAAGCUCAUUCGACAGCAACUUCCGCUAAGGCGCUUUCAUCGACUACGGCUGCCACAGAUCCCCCUGAUGCGGCAUCACUAGCAACAGCUCCACAAGCUACUGCAUCUGCCGAUACCAACGAAGCCCCGGACGCUUCCUCUGCUGCCGAUUCUGAGUUCUUUAGCACAAUCAAAGAAGCUGAAUACUGGUUUCAACUUAACCGAGAGCCUAAAGGGAAGCCCGACAUUGACGGUGACGACUAUGAAACUUUUGGAGAGUGCCAAAUCUUGGGAAAGGCGCGAGAUUUGUUUCAAAUGCUGGAAACCGCUCAUGGCCCCCCAAAGGAGGAAUAG